AUGUUCGUGGAUGAUCGGAUAGUAUCUCUGUUCAAAAGGAAUGCCCACCACACAUUGACUUACUGGAGUGUUUUCUUCAGCUUUGGACUGUGCAUCGCCUUCCUCGGGCCUACUAUUCUGGACUUGCAGUGUCAAACAAACUCCACGCUGAGCCAGAUUACAUGGGUGUUCUUCUCGCAGCAAUUCUGCUUGUUGAUCGGCAGCUCGGUCGCCGGCGUUUUCAAGAGGACGUUGUUCACCGCUCUGUCCGCUUUAUUUGUCUCGGCGCUCAUCAUCUCUGUGAUAUUUUCCAUCAUCCCAUUGUGCAACAAUGUCUUGGUGCUGGCCAUUGCCAUGGCUGUGUCCGGUUUGGCCAUGGGACUCAUCGACACCAUUGCAAACAUCCAACUAGUCACCAUCUAUCAAAAGGACUCUGCUGUUUUCUUGCAGGCUCUCCAUUUCUUUAUUGGCUUCGGCGCCCUGGUGAGCCCUCUGAUUGCAGAUCCUUUCCUGUCGGAGCACGGCUGUGGGAAUCACACUGGGAACGGGACAGUGAUCAUGCAUCAUUUCAGGAACAUGCUGAGAAACAGUCCUAUUGCGGAGCACAACAUCACUCAGAACUACUUGCCCCACGGGGGGGUAGAGGAAGAGUCCAGUGUGCACUAUGCCUUCUGGAUCAUGGCCCUUAUCAAUCUGCCUGUACCCCUCGCUGUGCUCUUCUUGAUGUAUCGUGAGCAGCUGAUACCAUGCUGCCCCAGCGGCACACCUCAACUGCUGGACAAAGAUGAACUGGCAAUGGAGAACCAGCAGGGAGCUGAGGGCACAGAAGUGGGGCAGGGAGCACAUGAAGCUGGAGGUCAUGGGGAUAUCUUUAGCUGCUGUCAGAAUGAUAACCUGCGCGGCUUGCCAGUAUCCUUCUUCAUGAUUCACAUCCUUGGUGGGAUGGUGCUCUUCAUGACUGAUGGUAUUGUGGGGGCAUACGCUGGUUUUGUGUACACGUAUGCCGUUGCAUCGCCCAUGUCCCUACCCCAUAAGACAGCAGGCUACUUAGCCAGCAUUUUCUGGGCGUCCAUCACCGCAGGUCGACUGCUGUCCAUACCUCUCUCGUACCAUUUCCAAGUUGUGAGACUGCUCAUGGUCAACCUGGCAGGUGCUAUUAUCACUGUGUUGCUGCUGCUGAUCUUCUACACCAGCAGUACGUUUUUGUAUGUUGGGACCUGUUUGUGUGGGCUUUUCCUCAGCAGCAUCUUCCCGUGCAUGCUUGCUUACACUGAAGACAUCCUUGAUUACCAGGGUUGUGCUACCUCAGUGCUGGUGACAAGUGCAGGAAUGGGAGAGAUGGUAAUGCAGGUUCUGGUUGGCUCAAUUAUCCAAACUGAAGGCAGCUAUAGCUUCCUUCUGUGUGGAGUGAUUAUCGCCAGCAUUGGUUUUAUCCUUUUUAUUGGUCUGCUGUUCUUCCAUCGGAUGCACAGAAACUAUCUCACAGGAACAACAAAAAAGUCCGCCAUGGUGGAGGAAGAAACGCCAGAAACUAAUGGAUUGCCCAAUGUCGAGCCAAAAGAGGAGGCACAGAAGAGCUGA
Phycodurus eques (leafy seadragon) is the source of this 1560-nucleotide messenger RNA. Its product is annotated as major facilitator superfamily domain-containing protein 4B-like. NCBI's taxonomy places the organism in Eukaryota, Metazoa, Chordata, Actinopteri, Syngnathiformes, Syngnathidae. The record is from RefSeq and is a predicted model, not a curated record. The transcript is spliced from 10 exons. The coding region runs from base 1 to 1560 and encodes 519 amino acids.